Molecule: messenger RNA, 2716 nt
Organism: Cataglyphis hispanica
Lineage: Eukaryota; Metazoa; Arthropoda; Insecta; Hymenoptera; Formicidae
Product: KH domain-containing, RNA-binding, signal transduction-associated protein 3-like
Exons: 9
Coding region: 148-1422 (424 amino acids)
Biological process (GO): regulation of alternative mRNA splicing, via spliceosome
Cellular component (GO): nucleus
Molecular function (GO): mRNA binding
Source: RefSeq, a predicted model, not a curated record
CCAUUCAUGCGGCGAAGAGGCAGCCAUUACGGAUACCGAUUCGUUUUCGGGAAGCGUCGUUUUCCAUAAACGUACGAUUUUUUUCGUCUAUCAUCGGUGAAGGCGGUUCAGGAAGCUGUCAAAGUUAAUCGAUCGACGAUCUGAAUUAUGGCGAACAUAGAUAUGGAUAGAUCGAGCAACGGCGAGUACAAGUAUCAGAGAGACGACGAUGUAGACAUUAAAUCUAGAAUGCUGGACAAAGAAUCCGACGAGAAGGAUCAUCAAAUUGACAAGGCGGGCGAGUACGUACGCGAGCUUCUCCAGGAGAAGAUCGAGCUCGACAAUCAAAAAUCACCCAAUGCCAUCCGACUACUCGAUCAAGAGAUCCAAAAAACGCAAGCUAUUGGAAAACCAUUAAGGGAUCCAAAAUAUGUGGAUAUUUAUCGUGAAAAACCAGUUCGUAUUUCUGUAAAAGUUUUAGUACCUAUUCGUGAGCAUCCUAAGUUUAAUUUUGUUGGGAAAUUGCUGGGUCCAAAAGGUAAUUCCAUGAAACGCCUGCAAGAAGAAACAAUGUGCAAAAUGGCAGUAUUAGGUAGAGGAUCCAUGAAAGAUAGACAAAAAGAAGAAGAAUGUCGUGCUUCUUUAGAUCCGAAAUAUGCACAUCUUUCCGAUGAUUUACAUGUAGAGAUUACAGCUAUUGCACCACCAGCUGAAGCUUAUGCUCGCAUUGCAUUUGCGCUCGCUGAGGUGCGAAAAUAUUUGAUUCCCGACAACAAUGAUAACAUACGUCAAGAACAAAUGCGUGAAAUGGAAAUGACCGUAUCUAACGAUCCGGUCUCGGAUGAUCGAAGACCUUCGAUGAGAGGGCCUUCUAGUGGUCCUGGCACUGGUGGUAUAUUGAGACCUGCUUCAAGACCGACAUUACCUAGAGGGACAUCUAGAGCUAUACUUCCUCCGCCACCUGCAAAUCGAGGCCCACUUUCUCGACCUGUACCACCAAAAUCAAAAGUAUUCUCAAUCUUGGAUCGUGCGAGAGCUGCUAUGGAUCAAAAUUUUGGUUAUGAAAAUCCAACCCCUCCACCAACAAAUCGUACUGGAUCGCAUCAUGAUUAUGAUUAUCAUGGGUCAUCAACUAGUAGUGCUAGAUAUGGCGAUCGACAUUAUACACCGAGUUCUGGAUAUACAACUUAUGAAUAUGAGGAUGAUUCUGCACCACAUUCUUCCCAUGAUUAUUACGAAUCUUCAGAUUAUCCAGAGGAAUCGUCGAGCCGCGCUUGGAAAUCGUACAAGACUACAACGACAUCAGGCACAGCCUCGCGCUACCGCACCACUCCGUAUACACGACCUUCCAACGUUGUUGCGAAUCCAUUGGCGGCUAAUCUUCCUAAUGCUGCACGGCGGCCUAUGAUGCAGAAACCGAUAAAUGAAAGAAAUCGUCCUUAACCGAUCAGAGAGACGGAAGCUAAGACGGUAAUGAUGUGCAAACGUUAUUGUUUCAUUUUGACGAUAUUAAAAUAAAUAAUAUAAUCAAUAAAAAUAUCAUUAUAAUGAUCAGGAAUUUAUUUCUUGUUCAAUUUCUUGUGAAAACUGAGUAUACUCUCUCUCUCUCUCUCUCUCUCUAUCCGUAUUUCUCUUUUAUUUAACCACUGCAUAUUAAUUUUAUUUUCAAUAUUUUUUUAUGAUAAAUUCGAUAAUUUUCAGAUCUCAGUUUUCGCGGCCGCUGGAUAAACAAGAACAUAUAAAUAGAAAGUAAACCAUAAUUAAAAUAUAUGCAAACGUAAUACUAUUAACGCGGUCCACUAUAUAAAAAUUUAUUCCAGUGACAAUUCCCUUUAAUCAUUUUAUACCAUAACAUUAAUUCGAUAUACCUGUCAUUGUCUACAAAACAUUAAUUCCGCUCCUUUAAUCCUUUUUCUAAAAUUUUGGACCACAGAAGAAUUUAACUAUUGACAAGGAAUAGAGGAUCAAGAGGAUUGAUGGAAUAAAAUAAGUAAAAUAUUGAACAAGCGCUUAAUAUUACAUACAAAUGAAAUUAUGAAUUAUGAAAUUGAUUAAGAAUCAUAAAAUUCAUAUAUUCAAUGUUAUUUAUAUAAAUUAAGUGUCAGCACAUAAAUCAUAAUCUUAACAAUUCUAACUAUAUUUUGGAAUCAUCUUUUCUAUUUAUCCUUUGUACUUAAUAUCUUCAAAUCCAAUUUAAAAUUUUGAUAUUAAAAAUGAAAACUUUAACAUUUAAUAAUCUGCUAAUCUUCAAUCAAAUUAUAUAUUAAUAUAGCUUAUACAUUAGGAAUAAUUUUUUUUAUUUAAACGAACUGUAGCUUGAAUAUUUAUUUGAUAAAAUAUUAUAAUAAAAUAGUAUUGAAUAUGCGUUGUAAAUGGAACAAAUUAAACGAUUUAAAUGAUAUACAACGCAAACUAAAAAUUACAAAAUAAUGAUAAAUUGUAUAAGCUUGCUACUAUUAUAUUAUAAUCCUAUAUUACUUGCUUAAUAUUAUAGCAACUAUAAAGAAAAAAAUGCAUAUGCUAGAUUUAUAAAGAAGUUAUAUAAUAAUCUAUAUUAUUUUUUGUGUAGAACAAAGUUACGACAGACCACAAUGUCAUAUAUAUAAUCUCAGUAUAAUUCUAAAUAUAUAAACAUAUAUUCAAAAAUAUAUUGACUGUAAUUCUAAAAUUUGUCAUUAAAAUAAUAACAUGUAAUAUGUAACUCCUAAUUGAAAUAAAAAUGAGAUAACAUGAGACA